GGCCGUGCGUGGCGCGCGGGGGCAGCCGAGCCGAGCCGAGCCGAGCCGAGCCGAGCCGAGCCGAGCCGAGCCGAGCCGAGCCGCCUCCUCCUCCCCUCGGCUCCCCGCCCGCGAGAACGCGCGCCCGCGCGCGUGGCCACUGGUGGCGCGGCCGCGCGCGCGCGCGCUCGUGAGGCGGCUCGGCUGGUGUCGGCGCCUCCCCGCAUCCCGCGCCGCUGUCGGCGGAGCCCGGCGGCCGGGCAGCGCGGCCCGGUCCGGCAGCCGGGGCAUGGAGAGCCUGCUGGAGAACCCGGUGCGCGCCGUGCUCUACCUGAAGGAGCUCACCGCCAUCGUGCAGAACCAGCAGAGCCUCAUCCACACCCAGCGCCAGCGCAUCGACGAGCUGGAGCGGCGGCUGGACGAGCUCAGCACCGAGAACCGCAACCUCCGCGGGCAGCAGCCGCCCCACGCUGAGCCGCCGGCAGUCCCCGCCGAGCCGCCCCAGGGCUCCCCGGCCGAGCAGCCCCCGUCGGCGCCGGGCCAACUCGACCCGCUCCAGCACCACCAACAGCUCCCGGCGCAGCCGCCGCCGCCGGCGGGCAAGCAGGCACCGGCCGGCCCCGGCGGCAGCGGGCGGGCUGCCGGCCACCAGCACCCCGCCGUCCAGCCCCACCAGCACCCCGCCGAGAAGGACGGCAGGGAGAAGGGCUGCUGCACCGCUCUGCUCCAGCACAAGCCCCACCAGGCCAUCAGCAAAGGCGUCCUGAGCCGGAGACCAGAGAAUGAAACUGUUUUACACCAGUUUUGUUGCCCAGCAGCUGAUGCAGAGCAGAAGCCUUCGUCUCCAGACUCCUCACCAAGUGACGAUCCCAGCGGUUCCACAAGCAAGAAAGCCGGGUGUGAAACGGAGGAUCCGAAGGAGGCCGGCAGACAGAGUGGCCAGGAAGGCAGGUCCGACACCCAGACGCUAAAAGCCCAGCAUGCGGAGCUCCAAGAAGAGCAGGCAGCGGGGUGUUCCCCUCUGGUGCAGAAGGCGAGCCUCCACCACACGGGCUCCCCAGUGAGAGUGCAGCGCAGCAAAGGGACGGCCUCGUGUUCCCAUGCAGCUGCCUCCGAUUAUGAGCUCUCCCUUGACCUAAAGAAUAAACAGAUCGAAAUGCUAGAGCACAAGUACGGCGGUCACCUGGUGUCUCGCAGGGCAGCCUGCACCAUCCAAACUGCCUUCCGGCAGUACCAGCUCAGCAAGAACUUUGAGAAGAUCCGCAACUCGCUGCUAGAGAGCCGCAUGCCACGCCGCAUCUCCCUGAGGAAAGUCCGGGUCCAGAACUCCGAGAGCUUCUCUGCUGAGAAAGCCCUGGUGGAGGGGUACAACUUUGUGGGCAUCCCACUGGUGAGGUCCCCAUCUUUGCCAGCCACCAUCAGUGGGGCACUGACCGAGUUGGAGGACUCCUUCACGGAACAAGUUCAGUCCCUGGCCAAGUCUAUUGAUGAUGCCCUCAGCACUUGGAGCCUGAAGACAAUGUGUUCACUGCAAGAUGGGGGCUCAUACCAGAUAAGGGAGACCUUCAGUGCUAGCUCAAUGCAGCCAAACCAAGACUUAGAAGCUGAGCUGCAGGACAAGGAGAAGGAGGAAGGGCUCCUGCCAGACACCCUACCCAAGAGCAGCAGCACUCUCAUGAUGGCUUUUCGAGAUGUCACAGUCCAGAUCGACAACAAGAACAUCUCUGUCUCAUCGUCUACCUCGGUGUCCAUGGCAAACUGCCUCAGCAACAAUGCCCAAGCUGGGCUCUCUCAAGCUACCAAGGCUGAAGAAAGCCCAGGAGAAGGGGAAGAAGAAGCCAGCGAACCACCGGCUGCCCCAGAGAGCUUACCUGAGUCCACAGCUCUCCAGAACAGCCACACUUUCACCGAGGUGAAUGUCAAUGCUAAUGGCACAGGAGACAGCAGUGCUGAGCCUGGACAGAUGGCAGUGCAGAAGCUCCAGUUUGAUGCUAGCAAUGAGACAGGGCAAAGCAAAGGCUCUGAGUCUGAGAAUGCAGACAACUCAGAGCAGCUGAGCAGCAGCAGCACCUCCACUUCAGCCAAGUCAGCCUCGGAGGUGUCCUCCAAAGAAGCACUGCAGGCCAUGAUCCUCAGCCUCCCGAGGUACCACUGCGAGAACCCAGCUAGCUGCAAGUCCCCCACACUUUCCACAGACACCAUGAGGAAGCGCCUCUACCGCAUUGGGCUCAACCUCUUUAACAUAAACCCAGACAAAGGGAUCCAGUUCCUGAUCUCCCGAGGCUUCAUCCCAGAUACCCCCAUUGGAGUGGCACACUUCCUGCUCCAGCGGAAGGGCCUCAGCCGCCAGAUGAUUGGGGAGUUCCUGGGCAACAGCAAGAAGCAGUUCAACAGGGAUGUCCUAGACUGCGUGGUGGACGAGAUGGACUUCUCAGGCAUGGAGCUGGAUGAAGCCCUGCGGAAAUUCCAGGCCCAUAUCCGUGUUCAGGGGGAGGCGCAGAAGGUCGAGCGGCUCAUUGAGGCGUUCAGCCAGAGGUACUGCAUGUGUAACCCAGAUGUGGUCCAGCAGUUUCACAACCCGGACACCAUCUUCAUCUUGGCCUUUGCAAUCAUCCUUCUCAAUACGGACAUGUACAGCCCCAACAUCAAGCCUGACAGAAAGAUGAUGCUGGAGGACUUCAUUCGCAAUCUCAGAGGGGUGGAUGAUGGUGCUGACAUCCCACGAGAGCUGGUGGUGGGAAUCUAUGAAAGGAUCCAGCAGAAAGAGCUAAAAUCCAAUGAGGACCAUGUCACUUAUGUCACCAAAGUGGAGAAGUCCAUAGUUGGAAUGAAAACGGUUCUGUCUGUGCCCCAUCGACGCCUGGUCUGCUGCAGCCGCUUGUACGAAGUGACUGAUGUGAACAAAGUGCAGAAGCAGGCAGCUCACCAGAGGGAAGUUUUUCUCUUCAAUGACCUGCUGGUGAUCCUCAAGCUUUGCCCCAAGAAGAAAAGCUCCUCAACGUACACAUUUUGCAAGUCGGUCGGCCUGCUAGGGAUGCAGUUCCACCUCUUUGAGAAUGAAUAUUACCCCCAUGGCAUCACACUGGUGACUCCAGUUUCAGGCUCAGAGAAGAAACAGGUACUACACUUCUGUGCUCUGGGUGCUGAGGAAAUGCAGAAGUUUGUGGAAGAUCUGAAAGAGUCAAUAGCAGAAGUGACAGAGCUGGAGCAGAUACGAAUUGAAUGGGAGCUGGAGAAACAGCAAGGAGCAAAGACUCUCUCAUUAAGGACCAACGGAGCCCAGGUGGAACUGCAGUCUAAGCAAGGCUCACCAACAGGCAAGAAGGAUUUGGGAGAGAAGGUCUCGGACAGCACAGUGGAGGUUUUAAUCAAUGCCUCCCCAGCCAGACUGACAAUUUUACCAAUUUCCAGAGAUACAAUUAAAAGUUACUGCUAGGACGGGUAAUACAACUUUCAAAUCCAAACUAAACUUCAAAGCAUUUUCAAUCCGUUUUUAUAACUGUAACAUCCCUCAUGGACCAAGCUCCCGAACGCUGUAGACUAACCCACCCCACUGCUUUUGGGGAGACUGAGAACCCCACUAAAGACUUCCCUGACAUGCUAACUCCAUGCAGCAUCACAUGCAAAUUCCCCGCAGCCCAGCUUUCCUGCACAAUCUCUGCAGCUCUGUCUCUCCAUCCCCCCUUGAAGGGGAUUAAGCAUGGCCUUUGUAUACCAGAGACUUUCCCUAGAGCUUCACCUUCCUAGGUAGGGAGCUUGGCUGUCCUAUGUACUUCUACCUUUGCAGGGAUGUCUAGCAUCCAGUGGGUUGCCUGUUUCUUCACAGACACCCAUACUUCCACUGCCUGUGAGGAAACAGGAAAAAGUGAUCUUCAGAACUAAAAAUCUUGUCUAUUGCUUCCUACUCUCUCCCAAUCUGGAAUAUUAUCGUUGUCCUGAAUUUGCCCUUUUCCAGGGUAGUUCUUUUCUCGUCAUAGUAUAUUUACUUGAAGAUUUCAGCUUCUCUGUGGGGAGUGAGUGCUGCUUCUUUUCCCUGAAGAGCACCCCAUUUCCCUGCAGACACCCCCUUCCUGAGAAGGUGCCCCUCCCAUUCAAUUUCCUAUUCCUGCUGGGAGGAGUGUUUCCUUGUGGAGAAUGGCUUCCAUGUAUCCUAAAGUCAUUAGCACAUCAUGGCCCAGCAACCAGUUUUUCCUAUGGGAUGUUCCACUGCCUGAAUAAAUAUCAACACAAUAUUAUGUCCUGCUGUACAGUGACUCUGAGCAACCUCCAUGCUUUUUCCAGCAUGGUGGGAAGCUUGGCCACUCUACAGCUUCUCCUUCCCAGUUGCUGGCACUGCUGCCCAACAUGCCAGACCAGCGGGACACCCCCACUGUCCCAUCUGCCCAUCUGUACCCCUGCCUAGCUGGAAGUGCCAUGCGAACCUGCAGGUACUUGUUUCCUACCCAGGGUUUGUCACUUGGCUGACACUCUGAUUUGAGCCGGCAACUUUGCCCUGGUUUGGGGUCUCCAUCAGCCCAUGUCCUUGCCAGGAGGAACUGUAACUUCAUCCACCAUUCGGGAAGCACCUUUUUCCUGCUGUGCUUCCCCCUCUAGGGACCUCCAGUCCAGACCAGCUCCUCCUUUUCAAACUGGACUCAGUGAGCUCCCUUAUUUGACUCCAUUAUCAGUAUCAAUCUGUGGGGACCCUGAUGACCUCCUGCUUCCCUUCCCCCUUUCAGCUGCCCAAGUAAUACUCUGCCAGCAGAGGAGCAUUUCCAUUUCUUUGAGAUUAUCUAAUCUGCUGCCAUUUCACCAUGAAUUUCUUUUAUCAUUGUAUGAGCUAGACGGGCAUUUUUUUCUUUCCUUUUUCUUUCUUUUUUUUUUUUUGAAAAUCAUUUCCUUUCACUGACAAACCAUCAAAUGGAUCAGAGGGAGCUGCCUUUUGCUAGAGAAUGUCAGAUUUCUGCUUUUUCCUUUGUAAACAGAUUAGCCAGUCAUGUGGUGUACCUUCCGACUCAGAAAGGCAGGGAGCUGGGAAAGGCUUGAGUCUCUCUGUCUGCCUCUAUCUCAGAUUCAGCUACUGUCAUUUUGCUGAAAUGUACAACCUUCAUUAUCUGAACCCUCGCUGUCUGGUUCCCCUCUCCUUUUUGCUGGUGGGGACAAGGGCAUGACCUCCAAGGUCCGUUCAUUACCAUGAGUAUUCAUGGACCUAGAGCUGAUUUGCAUUCCCUGUGCUGUUUGGAUAAUCAAAAUUGCACUGGUUUUGGGAACGCUGGCCCUGACGCCUUUGACGUGAUGGAAAGGACAGGGGCACUUAGGCCUAGAUGGGGAUGAUGGGGCUAUUGGGCAGUUCUGUGCAGCCGGGGGUUGUGUCUGUUCUGUUUUGGUUUUGGGGGGAGGGUUUAAUGCACUUGAGGCUGACUGGUGGCGGGGGCUCAGGGCAGCCAGUAGCAGCAGAUGGGAAAAGUCUUGUAACAUUUAAUGCUUCUUUGGCUGUUUCUAAACUAGGUGUCAAUUCACAACAGGCUUCAAACGUACCAGCACAACUCCGCCCUGGGGCCCGAGAGUGGAAUGCAGCCCAGCACGCGUCUUAACAUGCCACGGGAGCGGCUGGAGACAGCACUGGUGCCCUCGCACCCCGCCUCGGCGGGGACACUUGUACAGUGCCAGCAGAUUGUCAAAGUCAUUGUCUUGGACAAGCCGUGCCUCGCUCGGAUGGAGCCGGCCCUCAACCAGACUCUGAUACGCUAUGUCACCUCCGAUUCCUGCACCUCCACCCCCUGGCGCGGUGCGGGCAGUGGGCUCCCGGGGACCCCCAUGAAGCUGGUCCAUCAGCCUCCCCUCCCACCUCCACCACCUCCCUACAACCAUCCCCAUCAGUAUUGCCCCCCAGGCUCCCUGCUUCAGAGGCGCAGGUACUCCAGUGGCUCGCGCAGCCUCGUGUAGCCACACCACCAGCACCAGAACAGCACAGACUUCCCCGCUUCCCUUCCCCACCGCCUCCCGGGGACCCUUUCUGCCUACAGAGAUCUAGUUUGUGAUUCAUUUUUUAGUAAAAGAAGAAAAGAAGAAAAAAAAAAGAGAAAAAAAACAGCCGACUGACCUAACUUUUGCCCUGCCUCCCCUCAAGAUGAUGCUAAUUGUGAGGAGCCAUCUGUAGAAACUGCCAACCUUCAUGCUCACACAUCCUCACACCCUGCCAGCCCCGCUGGCCUCCUGUGCUCGUGCCGUCCCUGUGUAGCACUUUGCUGCGCUGUUCCUGAGAGGCUUGAUGACCUGCUGCUUUCUAGGCACUGUGUCUUCCAUUUGCUACUCCUCGACCUCCUUCCCUGCCUUGCAUUUACCUGGCCAUAGGUUUGUACCCACCCCAAAACUUUGCCAGCCUCGGAGAGAAACGGACUCACCUGUGCCAAGGACGAGCCUUGGGGCACUUCUGGGGAUGGAGUUCCCCCUGCCACCACUGCUGCCACCUGCUAAGCUAGAGCUGAGAACUUUUAUCACUUGCCACACUUUCUUCUCAUCGCUCUUCAAAUACUCAAUCCUUGCAGCAGCCGGUUCCAAGCAAAGGAGUGCACGAGUGAAAGAAAGCUCGAGAGGAGGAGAGACUGUCCUGAGCUGCAGUGCAACAUGAAGAUGGCCUCACUCUGAACACCAAAACUCUUUCUGUUGUUAUAUUGGAGCAUUGUACCAGAGACCUCUGCUGAGACCUAACAGGCCUCAUCACAUGUAAAUACACCUGUAUGGUAGCGUAUGUAUGGUGCAUGCUUACUAAAGGAAACACCAAGCAGUUCUGAGGGAGCAGAAGGGAUGAAGCCCAGGGAUCUUUCCUGGAAUGGUUGAGUACUUUUCCAAAGAGAUGGCGCCAAGAGGUGCCCUCCCACCUCAACACACACACACACACAAAGAUUGUCUCUCUAGCAUAAAACAGACCCACCUCUGCUUUCCUCCUUCUAGCUGGUUUUGUGUUUCCUGCCCACCUGCUUUUUUCUAUUCUGAAAGCAAAGCCAAGUGUUACGUUCACUUUCUGGGGUAGAUGUUCCCUCCUGCCUUAGAGGGAAGGGGCUUUUUGGAGACCACCCAUGUGAGGUCCCAUCUCUAUCUCUUGCCUGGCUGUACUCUUGCCUCCAUUACACCUUCCUAUAGGAAAGCUGCCCAGACUUCAAGGCCUUUUCUCCUCUCUCCUUCCCUAUCCUUCCCUAUCCCAGCUUCAAAGUAAUGGGAGGGGAAGAUCCUGAGAUAGAGAUGGCAGCUCAGCAACUCUGCUUUAUUGGGGACAGUGAUGUGAUGGAAGACAGCAUUAAAAAUGGGCUAUGGAUGUAUUUUUAGGAAAAAAAAAAUAAAUCUCUAAGCAGUAGGGAAGGGAAGUUUUUAAUUAUCUUAAAGGCUUUGGUCUUACUCACUCAUUCUAUCUCCCUUUGAGGCUUAGGAAGAUCAACUUUAGGAUUUUAAAAUACGACAGAAUGCCUUUUAGGGCCUUUAUUUUUAUUUCAUUUUAAGAGGGAAAGAAAGAAACGUUCUUCCUUCCUGUGCCAGGCUGAGACAUGAGCGCUGAGUGCUGAUGACAGGCAUUGGGUGAGGAGUAGCAGAAGUUGUUGGCAAUGGUGGGGAUGUGCAGAAUGUCAGGGAAAGGGAGACAGUGAAGGCAGACGCAGGAAACUCUUUUUUACCUUGCAAGGUAAAAUCCAGACAACGAUUUCCAUAGGGAUUGUGCCCCUGGGGCUAUUGCCAGUGACAAAACCCAUAGUGCAUCAGGGACUGGCUCCUCUCAGUGCUCUUUGGAUGUCUGCCGGCUCUGCUGAAAUGUUAGAUGAAAAAGUUCAUAUAUUUAACCUGGACAUAAGCCCAGCUGGGGUUAGGGAAGUGGACAAGGGCUGGGGUGAGGGGUUCCCUAUGCUUGACCAGCUAUCCAGGGCAGGAGCCUGCUCUCUUCCAGGUCCCCUUAUUUCUGAGCCUGACCCAAGGUGUGCCAGCAGGUCUAAGAUGUUUUCUUAGCUGUGUGGAGCAGGGCACUAGACUACUGCUUUUAUAAGAAGUAGCAAAUGUACUGAAAAGGAACAGGCACAGCCUCAGGGAGUACUGCAGAAGCAGAAGACAGAAAAAAACUGUAAGAAAAGCCUGAACAAAAGUCCAGUUUCCUUCCAGACCAGAGCAGCUUUCUUCUGUCCAGCCCCUCAGGGCAGUGAGGAUGCUCCGCAUCUCACAACCGGGUCCAGGGAGAGGUCCUCACCCCCAGCCAAGGCUCAGCCACUCACUCUCCAGCCAGAUGUGAGGCACAGCUGGCAUGAUCUGCUGCUGGCUCCCUCCAGGGUGACAUGCCGUCUCAUCACACAACCGGGAUCUCAUCCAACCUGCCCAAAGCUUCCUGGGAAAUCAUACAUGUGGCAUCAUGUCCAGUCAAUGUAGCGUGUAGCUACCAUUUUAUUUUGCUCACUGCUGCAGUGGAAGGGGUGGUAUCCAGGAGGGACUGGCACUGCCCUCCCUUCUCAGUGGUUACUUCACUGCCUGAGAGGAAUGGCAGUACUUGUUUGUUUGCUUUUUCCAAGAGCACAGCAAGCCACUGAAUGUUUGUGUGCGUGUGUUAAAAUAAAUAAAUUAGAUUUUACUUGACGUUUAACACGAAAUGACAACAAGAAAACCUGAAGGUACUUGAUGAAAUAAUUUUUUUAGAUAAAAUAUUUAUAACAAUGCCUAUGAAGUUCCUACAAGAGAGGUUUGCUGCUUUAAUAAUUGAUCAGGAGAGCUGCAAGAAUUUAAGGAAGAAAUAAGGAAGCUUCCAUGAGACUCCCUUCUACAUGCUGGAUGAAGGGUGGAAGCGAGUUAAAUGAAGUGCCAAGGUACCUGAGGCACAGCAGUCUCUCAGGGCAAGUUGGCUCCAUUUCCCUGACCUUGCAAAGGCUAAUGCUGGCCUUGAGCUUUGGACAGAGAAACAAAUGUAGGUAACACUUGCUGUCUUCUAGCCUGCUGGCUACACCACCUUCUGUUGGGUUCAGCUAGAGAGACACCAAACUACUCUAUUCCAGGUUGUCGUGCAACAGGUUGUUCUAAAUUCUACUGUGUAGCUGAGCCCUUUGGACUUCACUUCUAAAAGUAUGGAUAUUUUUUUCCUUUGGAGGUUGGCCUUGAAGGAUGACAAGCACUUUAAAGCAUGUCUACACCUCAUCUGAUCUAUUGUAUUGUCUGCUCCCACAGCUCUCCCACACACAAGCGAGACACACAGACUGAAUGUAGCUGUAGUAUGGUGUAUAGAUACCCUUGCACACAGACUGAUCUUUGACAGGGUGCAGGCUAGAAGGAGCAUGUCAGUGACAACCUAAUGAGGGAACAAAAUGUGUGCCACAGCUCAUCUGGAGGGACCAGUCCAAAGAAAAAUCACCAGCCCUCGACAGCAGUGAUUCUGCUCAUGAACCUAACACAAUCUUUCAGGUGGAGGGAUCAGGCAGGAAGCUGCUGCAGAUAUUAGAUCAACCCUAAUAACCACUGUCUUUGCUGUCGGAUUCAUAUCCUUCUAUAUUAAAAGAAGAAGGGAAGGGGGAGAGAGAAAAGAGAAGCCCAGAGGAAAGUAUUCUGUAUUCUGCAGUGAGUGUUGAGUAGUCAGUGGCCAAAGAAGAAGUUGGCUCUGCAGGAUGGAAGAAGAGAACAAGGUGAGGUCUACAAAGCUGCGUUAUGCAGACCAUCAGGCUCUGUCCUGAGACUCUCUUGCUCAUGCUGGUGCAGGGCCAGUGAAAUUAAUCUGUUUACACCAAUAGCAAAGGGAUGGAGAAACUGCAGCAGGAGAAGCAGGCUUAGUGCAAACAAUUUGGGUUUAAUGCAGUGUUUGUCCACUGCUGUAGCACUUUUAAUGCUAUAGUCUGGGCCACUGUGGUAGCAACACUUUUAGUGCUUUCUGUAAGAUCUUCAAAGCAUCCCACUGUUCACCUUUUCUCUCCUCCCUGUAGAUGAAAGGUGUGGAUACAGUCCACAACCAGAAUUUCAUCAAUACGCAAACUUCUUCAGACUUCUUCAACGAAAGGGUACCAGCAGAUUUGGAAGUGUUUGAGGGCCGCUGAGCUGUAAGAGUUUGAGUUCUGUUACGUGUUUCUUGGAAGGCUCAACCUGCAAUUAUCUGCACAUGUUUGUGAGGUUUCCAAAACAAAUCUGAGCCCUAGAUCAAGGAAGCUGCUGCUUGGCAGAGUCUCUGCUUUGAAAUGCAAGUUGCUGAGCAAGCUCCCCCAUCUCCCACUCCACCAGCUGCCUCACUGUGCUAGUGUAGGCUCCAGGGACUGCCGGCAGUGUUUCGUGAGCUAGAGCUGUCCUCGUCCUGCUUGCUCUUCCACAGCUAUGCCUGGGACAGCAGCUUUGAAGUCACCCACUCUUCAACACUAGUCACAACCCCAUCUGAAUGUGUCUUUUUAACAACUAACAACAGAAGUGUUACCUGUGUGUAGGCUUUUGAAAGCACCUGUCUGUCUGUACCUGUUCCCUGCUGUAAAUAUCACUGAGAAAAGCUUCCUUUGGGAAAAGUGGUGUGGUCACACCUAGCAAAGAGUCCAAAUGGCUACUAUUUUGUAACAAAAUUAACAAAAAUAGAUCAGAGGUAUUUUAUCUGUUCAAUUAAUAGAGUUUUAGAAAUUAUAUUGAGAUAUGUCACUUGUGCGCUAAUGUCUUCUUUGCCUCAGCCACCCGUCCUGUGUCCCUGGGCUCCAGCAGCGUGCACAGGCAGCCUUUCAGUUCUUAAAAGGGGCCUAUAAGGAAGAUGGGGAGAGACUUUAGUAGGGCCUGUUGCAACUGGACUAGGGGUGAUGGUUUUAAACUAAAAGAGUGGAGAUUCAGACUGGGUGUGAGGAAGAAAUUCUUUACAAUGUGGGUGGUAAAGUACUGGCAUAGGUUGCCCAGGGAGGCGGUGGAUGUGCCAUCCCUGCAGACAUUCAGGCCCAGGCUGGAUGUGGUUCUGGGCAACCUGAUCUGGUUGAAGAUGUCCCUGCUUAUUGCAGGCGGGUUGGACUAGAUGACCUUUGAAGGUCCCUUCCAACCCAAACUGUUCUAUGAUACUAUGACAUAACACACCAAGGCUGCACCCCCAAGGAGUGCUAAGCAUCGUGGCUCCCUGCUGGCCUCAGGGGCAGCCUGCUGCAGCUACUGCUGAUAUUUCGUGGAACACAGCAGGAGCUAGCUCAGCACUCAGGCUCUCUGAGGAUGAGAUCCAGAGGAAACCAGAAAGAAGUAAUCUUCUCCAAGAUACAACAACUCAAUGUAAAAUUCACCCCUGCAGCGAGGCAAAGAGGAAAACAGUGAGGGGGGGAAGUCAAAGCCAUUCUGUGCUGCAGCACCUUCCUUUCCAUCUUGCUGGCAGACUGCAGAGCCAGCUCCAGACCCUCUGUGUAGCUCUGCACCCCUGGGGAAGGCAGCUCGCACACCCAUGCAAAGCCCAUGCUGCUGCAGCAAGGAGAGCAGCUUCACAAACUGCGUGUGCCAAUGCGUGUGCUGGGCGCCAGCUGGCCACAGAGAAACUCGUGCACCCAGAGACAUCAGCACAUGCCGCGUGUUAAUGCACACACCAUCUGCCAACAUGUAGUUCUAUAUGGAUGAUAACGUGUAGGCACCUCUAUAUUCACACAGCUGAAUGCGCUGUACAAAAGUAUUGGGCACAUGCAGCCAUGCACUGCGUGAGCAGUACAGCUGUGCUGGCUGCAGCUACCAUCGCAGUACAUCUCACAAGCUGCGAAGGCUCAGGCUUGGUUAACAUUUGGAUGGGAGGCAUGUAAGGAAAAUUACAUUUCCCAUGCAAAUCAGAUAUACAUGCAUAUUUACACAACGCAUAACCCCAAGGUUAAUGAAACUGACCUUUGCGAAGUUCUGCACAAGGAUGAGAGAGAUGAUCAGAGAUGAACACGUGCACACAAAGCAAGCUCUCCUCUGCAGUGGAUGGGGGAAGGCAACCUUUGUGGCUGAGUCAAAUAGAUGCUGGGUUCAGAUUUCACCUGCUAAAAGGCCCUGUCUAUAGCCUGCAAAUUCUUUGCUGGCAUCAAAGAAUCUCCUAGAUCCCCAGGCCCACAGUGAAACACUUGGGAGGACAGAAAUCCCUCUGAGACACAGACAGGCAAUUUCCCAAGGAUUCGGAGGUUCCCGUUUAUGUUUUUGUGUGCCACGGAUUUAUUAUAAAUGAGCCCAAUCCCAAACAGUCAUUUUCUAAGAUGUUUUGAAACAGGAUAUUAUUGGAGAAGUUUCUGCCUGAUGUUUAGAUCACACACCUGGCUGUAAAGAUGAAAGCAAUAAAAACGGAUUGUCUAUAUGUGAAA
Molecule: messenger RNA, 12233 nt
Organism: Strigops habroptila (Kakapo)
Lineage: Eukaryota; Metazoa; Chordata; Aves; Psittaciformes; Psittacidae
Gene: IQSEC3
Product: IQ motif and Sec7 domain ArfGEF 3
Exons: 14
Coding region: 269-3415 (1048 amino acids)
Biological process (GO): actin cytoskeleton organization; regulation of ARF protein signal transduction
Molecular function (GO): protein binding; guanyl-nucleotide exchange factor activity
Source: RefSeq, a predicted model, not a curated record